GGGAGGCCGACUGGGUCGGCUACCGUUGCCGACCGUUCUCGUCUCGUCGUGAGCGGUGUUUUUUAUCCGACUGCUGUAACGGCGGGCGCAGACAACGUCUAUGGGGACGUGGUAAAGCCAGUGCAGCACUUCCAACAAACGAGGGCACAAUGGCUGAUGGGUCUUGCCAACUGGCUGUGACCUGCCUUAAAAGUGGCAUCAAUCCCUCGAGUGCCCUGCUGCGGCGCCUGUUUGACUUGCCCACGACGGUCCGCAAAUCAGACGUCCUGGGCUCGAUCGAUGAUGGUGGCUGCUACGAGGAUGCCGUUUCCAAUUACCACGUGGACUUCACGCCCACCAAAAGUUACAACGAUGCGAUUGAAGUCAUUAUAAACAACUGGAAGGAUCCCAAAGAGAUGAAGCUCCUGUGCAGUGCCAUUCCUGGAUGGUGGCUAUCGUGGCCGAGGCUAGUAGACUCGACCAUAAAUGAACAUUAUGACCUGAAAAUUUCAAACUUCUCUCUCGGAUCUUUUGUUGGUAUGGGGACAUUCGUUGAGCACUACUGUUCGUCGCCCAGGGAGCCGAUUGAACCGGCAAAAACAAAGACCAAACAGUCUAACCAGCGUGCGGCGUCUUCGUCCAACAAGAAACAGCGGUAUCGCAUAACGCAGUGCAUGGCCCACUUUGCGCACUACCGCCAAAGGCUGUACGUCUACUUUGUCGACGUCAAGGAGCCACUGACCAAGCAGGAACAGAACGGCGAGACGCACGCCCGGCACCGGUUUAUUAUAGAGUACUCUUCUGUGCGGCACGUGGUCGUGUCUAAAAACCCCGAUGGUGGAAACAAUGACUGGGUGGUGUACUUGCACCUUGUCCACCCACCCCUUCUCUACAGAGUUCAUGAGACCCACAGCACUGAAAACAAAGACCUUGACGACGAGUGCGACCCGCGCAAGCCUAGAUAUGUGGAGCAGCACGACGUUGAUGAACGAACGAGGUGGGUCCGCACAGUGGACUUUGGCAAACAGAAGACUAAGUGUGGCAGCGGGACACUGGGCUUGUGUCGGGUCAUGGCUCUGACGUUUUCGUCUGCGGGUGACCGCAUCGAGGAAGCUCUCGCCAGCCUGGGCAUGCUGAGCACGACGACGAAUCUGUAUUACGGUGCAGUGGAGCUAAAAGCGAGGCAUUGCAAAGGGAUUGGGGAAGCAGACAAGGAGCUGCGUGUGGAGGACUUGCCGUUUGGCUGCGGCUUCGCUCUGGCUGCUGUAUGGAGGUCCUCGGCACAGGUGGCUGAUGAAUUACUGAUUAAGGGGGCCAAGGCACAAGUUGCAGAAGAGUUGAGACGGAUGGCUUCGGAGGACCCUGAUGCUUUGGAAGAAGCUCUCUAUGCGCUGCAGCAGUCGUUGGACAGGGGCCGCUUCGUCUCAUUCCAGGUGGGCCUGGAGGCCCUGUUCAAGCGGUUCCGUUCGAUGCGCCAGCGUUCUGGCAAACUGACGGGUGGUGUGCUGGGGCAGGAGCUGCCGGAGCACGUUUGCCUGGUGCGGCGAGCAGUGCUGACACCCACACGUCUUUUGCCAUUGCCGCCGCAACCCAUCAGCACGAGUCGCAUCCUGCACCACUUUGAGCCCGAGCAUGCGCUUCGCCUGCUCAUACGCGACGAGGAUGGCACCAAGAUGUCUUUCUCGUUGGGCAUCCAGCGCGCACACUUCCUCUUCACUUACACACGGCCCAGGCUGCUAGACGGAUUCACAAUCGCUGGCCGCAAGUUCGUGUUCUUGGCGUCAUCCACGAGUCAGCUUCGCAGCCAUGGUGCAUGGUUCUACUCGGUCGACUCGCAAGGCCGCUCGGCCGACGACGUGAGGAGUGCACUGGGCGACCUGUCACAUCUCCGCUUGCCUUCCAAGUACAUGGCACGGUUGGGUCUGGCGUUCUCCCAGUCGUUAGGAAGGAUCCAUGUCCCUCGUGACUGCACCACCGUGGUGCCGGAUAUUGAGUGUGAUGGGCGGAAAAGAAAUCUGCACUACGUAUUCUCAGAUGGCGUGGGACGCAUUUCUACAGCUCUUCUUGCCAAAGUCCACAAAGCCCUUCCACGUGAGGGACAGCCAAGUGCCAUCCAGAUCCGGUACGGAGGUUGCAAAGGCAUGCUGGUCGAAGAUCCAACGCUGGAAGGUGACCGCAUCAUUUUCCGGAAGAGUAUGUACAAGCACCCAUCUGACAGCGAGGACCUCUUUAUUCUCAAGACCAGCAAGCCACGUCCCACGAAGCUCAACCGCCCCAUGAUCACAAUCUUGAGUCAGAAGAAGACGCGUGGAAAUCUGCGCAGCAUUGAAGACUCCGUGUUCCUCAAGAUGCAACAGGACUGUCUCGCUCCUUACACGGACAGCCUCUUUGAGGACACCGCGGCCGCGCGCCUACUACAUGAGGAGUGCGCGUUGCGGCUGCCUUACAAGGAGUUGGCGGGAGCGGGGCUGGAUCUGCACGCUGAGCCCUUCUUUCGCUCCCUCCUCUGGACUUUGCACCAGCGGUGUCUCCAGCAGCUGCGAGAGAAGGCAAGCAUUACGGUGCCUCCCGACUAUGGCCGCACGAUGUUUGGCGUCAUGGACGAGACCGGCACCUUGCAGUAUGGCCAAGUGUUUGUCCAGUAUUCACGGGACUUGGCACACUACACGCCUGACGAUGAGUACAUUGUCCUCAAAGGCAGUGUGAUUGUGACCAAGAACCCCUGCGUCCAUAUCGGCGACAUCCGCAAGCUAGAAGCCGUAGACGCUCCGGCGCUGCACCACAUUCGGGAUUGCAUUGUCUUUCCUUCCUCCGGCAAACGGCCCCACCCCAACGAGAUGGCUGGUUCAGACUUGGAUGGAGACGAGUUACAGUCCAUCUGGUACCCACCACUCAUCUUCCAAAAUGAUGAUCCAAUGGACUUUUAUGACGACGCAGCUGUGGAAAAUGAGGGGCCUGUUCAGGUUGGCUCCCUUGUUUAG
Messenger RNA from Rhipicephalus sanguineus (brown dog tick), 2960 nucleotides. RefSeq lists its product as uncharacterized. Gene Ontology annotation, biological process: siRNA processing. Gene Ontology annotation, molecular function: RNA-directed RNA polymerase activity. The record is from RefSeq and is a predicted model, not a curated record. Gene Ontology annotation, cellular component: nuclear RNA-directed RNA polymerase complex. NCBI's taxonomy places the organism in Eukaryota, Metazoa, Arthropoda, Arachnida, Ixodida, Ixodidae.